Molecule: messenger RNA, 744 nt
Organism: Trypanosoma conorhini
Lineage: Eukaryota; Euglenozoa; Kinetoplastea; Trypanosomatida; Trypanosomatidae
Exons: 1
Coding region: 1-744 (247 amino acids)
Molecular function (GO): protein binding
Source: RefSeq, a predicted model, not a curated record
AUGGGCUCUGUCGGUGAAGAGUCGCUGAGCAUUUGUCGCUUCACAAUGGAGAAGCAGGUGGGUGGUGUCUUUGCCUGCUCUCUGGCCAUUGCGGCGGGUGCUGACGCCAGUGAGUGGGUGACCCUUCCUCCACGCCUCGGUAAUUGUGCCUCGAUGCGGGAGGCGUUUUCUGUAACUCUUCAGCGCACCGGCGAGGAAAGGGCAAACGUCAUGGUUGGCUUCGUUGUGGAGGUGCCGACGAUGCUGCCGCCAUGGCGUGGCGAAGUAGCGAAGGAAGAAUUCGAGCACCGCCUUGCCAUCGCAGAACUACGGGAGGAGGUGGCCUUGAGGGAGACUCGGUACGGCAGUUGCUCCAGCGGCUCUGAAUACGUGACGGUGCGCCUAGCCAGUCUUUGUGGCCUCUGUCGUGAGAAGCUGGGGGCCGAGGCGGAUUGCCGUGUUGCACGUGGUCGUCUGGCGGAGCUCGCGGCGGCGAAGCCAUUGGGCGCCGUUCCACCGUCUCUCUCGGGCCCCUGGCCCCCGGAGGUGACGCGCGUGCCGCGGGAGCCACGCGGGCGGGCACCGGCAAUGCCGCCCCCGCCGCAGUCGGCCUGCAAAAUGGGCACCAGCGAGCCCUCAGCGACGCCCCAACGGCCCGGCGGCGCAGCCAGUAUGUGGAGAGAGCUCACGGCGACUGACGGAAGGGCGUUGUACUACAACGUCGUCACCAACACAACCACGUCAGUGCGUCCGCGGCGGCGAUGA